Molecule: messenger RNA, 1255 nt
Organism: Acyrthosiphon pisum (pea aphid)
Lineage: Eukaryota; Metazoa; Arthropoda; Insecta; Hemiptera; Aphididae
Exons: 5
Coding region: 60-674 (204 amino acids)
Source: RefSeq, a predicted model, not a curated record
GUAGCAUUAUUAUUUUGUUUUAGAAAUGUGUAGAAUUAUUUUGUACGAAAUGUUUAAAAAUGAUUUGUUCUCUUUGUCAUUUAUUGCAUCAUAAGAAACAUAAUUUUAAAGUUCUUUCCACAAUGGCCACCGAAACCAAGGCAGAAUUCCAAACAUUACUAAUUAAAAUAAGCAAAGAUAACAAUAAUUUAAAAUGUCAGAUGCGAACAUUUGAUGAAAAUAUCGAGAAAUUAAUGUCUGAGAAGAAGGAAAUUAAUGACAAAAUUGAUAAAAGUAUCAUUGUAUUACAUAAAGAAAUUGAUAAACGCUCAUGUGAACUAAAAAAAAUACUUGAAACAAAUAUUACAAAUGCAGUUAAUAGUAUUAAUAUAAAUAAAGAGGUUCUUAAUGAUUUUAAAAAAGAAAAUGAAUAUUAUCAUAGUUUAACAAGCUCUGUUAUCAAUCAUAAUAAAACAUUUGAAUACAUUAAACUUUCAAAAAUUUUCACGGAUAAAAUGGCCAUGACUAGUAGCCAAAUCCAAGACAUACCUAAAAAAAUAGCAAAUUGUGAAGCUAAAUUGAUAUACAAUGAUGAACACUCUAUGAAAAAAUGCGUAGAAUCAAUUCAAGGAAUGGAAAAUAUUAUUUCAUCAUCAACUGUUAAUUUAUCGGCAUUCAAAAACAGUGUACUCUAAUGGGGAGUUGUCUGAGCUCUUGAAAAUGAUAUAAGAAUUUAAAAUAUUACAAAAAUAAGUUUUUUUUUAUAAUGUCACAUUCUAUUACUAAUUUAUUAAUUAUUAUUUUAUUUUUGAGCGUAUACUGGUUUUUAAGAUUCAAACUUAAAAGCAUUUUUUUUUUUUUUUUUUUUAAUAUUAUGUAUAAAAUGUUAUGGCGUUGUUUUAUUUAGAAAGCAUGAAUUAGCAUGGUAAUGAUAUUUAACUUUAGCUAUCAGGUUUAUGAUUAUCUAUUUAAGGUUUAUAAUAAAAAGUUCAACAUUGUAUAUUAAGCGCAUGACAUUUAAAUAGUAAAUUUAUUAAAUGGUUUUUAUUUAUCUCCCAAUAUAAGAUUCUAGGUUCCAGUGACUAUACAACUAUAUAACAUUUUAUUUAUUAUUACCAUUUAUCAUGUAUUAUUAUUAUUAGCAAUGGUAAAGAGAGAGUUGUUAUAUUGUAUAUCAUAUAAUAUUGUUACUACUGUUUUGGCCUGGCCCAUUUAAAACAUUAUCUUAAUCAAAGACAUGUUUCCAUGCUUAAAAUAAAAAACAAUCUGGUUUGAA